AGGCCAGGCCGGCCUUGGGUGGUAGGCUGGCAGCCAUCCCACGGGAGGAGGCGUGAGCGGGGCGGGGCAGGAACGUCUUUCUCCCGGGCCGCGCCCUCGGCGGGCACAGAUACCUGCCUCACAGACCAUGGCUGCAGCGGCGUUGAGGCAGAUUUGGACCCGAAAAUUUCUCCCUGUCCCUUGGCUUCUGUGUGGUCGCAGAAGAUAUGACUCAUCCAGCUUCAAGGCUGCAGACCUGCAGCUGGAGAUGACACAGGAGCCUCAUAAGAAGCCUGACCCCAGCAAGCCCCUGCUGUUCGGGAAGACAUUCACCGACCACAUGCUGAUGGUGGAAUGGAGCAGGGAGAAGGGCUGGGGCCAGCCCCGAAUCCAGCCCUUCCAGAACCUCACACUGCACCCGGCCUGCUCUGCUCUCCACUAUUCCCUGCAGCUCUUUGAAGGCAUGAAGGCGUUCAAAGGCAGGGACCAGUGCGUGCGCCUCUUCCGACCUUGGCUAAACAUGGACCGGAUGCUGCGUUCGGCCCUGCGCCUCUGCCUGCCGAGUUUUGACAAGGUCGAGUUGCUCCAGUGCAUCCGCCGGCUGGUGGAAGUUGACAAGGACUGGGUUCCCGACAGCUCUGGCACCAGCCUCUAUGUGCGGCCUGUGUUAAUUGGGAACGAGCCCUCACUAGGUGUCGGCAACCCCACGCGAGCCCUCCUGUUCGUCAUUCUCUGUCCGGUGGGCGCAUACUUCCCUGGAGAUGCUUUGAGUCCUGUCUCUCUCCUGGCCGACCCAUCAUUCAUCCGGGCCUGGGUGGGUGGGGUCGGUGACUACAAGCUGGGGGGGAAUUACGGGCCCACCGUGUUUGUGCAGCAGGAGGCCCUAAAGAAGGGGUGUGAACAGGUCCUGUGGCUGUACGGGCCUGACCACCAGCUCACUGAGGUGGGCACCAUGAACAUCUUUAUCUUCUGGACCCACGAGGAUGGGGCGCUGGAACUGGUGACCCCCCCACUGGACGGUGUCAUCCUGCCUGGAGUAGUUCGACAGAGUCUGCUGGACCUGGCUCGGACCUGGGGUGAGUUCCGGGUGGCAGAGCGUAAGAUCACCAUGAAGGAGUUCCUGCAGGCGCUGGAGGACGGCCGGGUUCGAGAAGUCUUCGGUUCAGGGACCGCUUGCCAGGUCUGCCCUGUGCACCGAAUCCUGUACCAAGGCAAGCACCUCCACAUUCCCACCAUGGAAAAUGGGCCUGAGCUUAUCCUUCGCUUCCACAAGGAGCUGAAGGCGAUCCAGUAUGGAACAAAAGCCCACGAGUGGAUGCUACCUGUGUGAUGCUGCGGGCUGUGCCGGACCACUCCACGGAUCCACCGACCUGUAGCAUCCAGUCCCUGUUGGACCUAAGCCUCCAUACCAGUGAUUCACCUGAAGUGCAAUAUGAAAUAAAAGACGGCGGGCCGGGACGCCAGGGUUUCCGGUGCACCCACGUUACACUCCCAAAGCCAUAAGGGCCCGACCCAAGUGUCUUGGCCCCUAGCCCCGCCACUCAGGCCUUGGGGACCUGGACUCCCCGCUGCUCUGUGUUGUGGGGUCAAGGAUACACCUUGACUCAGACUCUGCAUCUCUAUUUUCAGGCCGGAUCAACCGGUGCUGCUGUUGAUUUUUUUCCUAGCUGCAAUUUUGAAAUAAAAUGCCAAAGAACAA
Messenger RNA from Lipotes vexillifer (Yangtze River dolphin), 1678 nucleotides. RefSeq names its product branched chain amino acid transaminase 2 (gene BCAT2). Lineage: Eukaryota; Metazoa; Chordata; Mammalia; Artiodactyla; Lipotidae. The coding region runs from base 128 to 1309 and encodes 393 amino acids. The transcript has 11 exons. Gene Ontology annotation, cellular component: mitochondrion. Gene Ontology annotation, molecular function: branched-chain-amino-acid:2-oxoglutarate transaminase activity. The record is from RefSeq and is a predicted model, not a curated record. Gene Ontology annotation, biological process: L-leucine biosynthetic process; L-valine biosynthetic process.